Molecule: messenger RNA, 4220 nt
Organism: Protopterus annectens (West African lungfish)
Lineage: Eukaryota; Metazoa; Chordata; Ceratodontiformes; Protopteridae
Product: protein EOLA1-like
Exons: 3
Coding region: 6-578 (190 amino acids)
Source: RefSeq, a predicted model, not a curated record
GCGUGAUGACGUCACACGCACGAAGGAAUCACGUUCGCCGUAGUUGCGUCCAGGGAGUAAACUGUGAGUUUUUUCACACGAAGGGUAAGAAAACUUAUGCAAAUUACAUAACAAUGCUUGUUGGGUGCCUGUCCUUUCGUCAGCCAUAUGCUGGUUUUAUUUUAAAUGGUGUGAAGACAAUAGAAACUCGCUGGCGACCUCUGCUGUCCAAAUACGGUAAUAGUACCAUAGCCAUUCACAUAGCUCAAAAAGACUGGGAAGAUUCAUCAUGGAAGGAUAUUCUUAUCAACAGGAGAGCCAUGACAACAGAGGAAAUCGACAAGUUAAUAAAUGAUGGUGAGCAAUAUGGUAGAGGAGUUAUAGCAGGUCUGGUUGAUAUUGGAGAAACAUGGCAAUUCCCUAUGGAUUUAUCCCCUGAUGCUGUAAUGAAGCUUGAAAAUAAUGCAGUUCUCACUGGCCUAGAAGAAAAAUAUCUCACUCAUGUUUCAAAUCCAAGGUGGCUACUGGAACCACUGCCUGCCCAAGGAAAGAGAAAUGUGUGGAUGGUUAAUAUACCUGAAGAGUUUAUUCCAUUUUGAAGGAGGCAGUUGCGUUAGCACUUGUUACUUAACACGAGACACAAGAUUAUUCGUAGCAAAGUAUGUUAUAAUAUGGUGCUAACUACAUUCUAAUUAAGUUGCCAAGUACAAGGCUUAUUAAGUCACUUUAGACAUUUUAAAGGUAUAGGAUGGCCAAUGUUGCAAAAUCCUUGAGUGGCCUACUAAACCCGUAGGAUGUUUUUUAUGCGGAUAUUUUCUGAUAAAAUAUUUAAACUCUUACUGGUUGGGUUUAGAAUUAGUCAAGCUUUAUCUAUAUCACCUUGCCAGGGUAUGUUUUGAUAUUUCACAUUAUAAAGCAGAUCUGAAAAUCAAUAGGAUAGUAAUUGUUCCAGACAGUCAAGUGACUAUGUUAGGUGAUUACAGAACAAAGGCAACCCAUACCCAUAAAAUGUGCACAAUCAAAUUGUUCUUCAGUCUAUCUGAAAUCUUUUUUGCUAUUUUCCGUGUAAUCUGGCUCAAUUAUCACAAACAUGGAUGCAGCGUUUAUUUUUUUAAAUAAAUAUUCAUCCAUCUAGUCAUUAAUUUUGUAAAUUCCAUGUCCCAAUAAAGGUCAUAGUGGAAGCAAGCUUAGUGGGCAUAUCAGGCUUCCCUGUCCCCAGCAACAGUCCACCACUGCAUUAGGACCUCUUGCCAGUGGGCUGUCCUUUGUAUACCUUCCAUAGGAGGCACGGGGAACAUCUUCACAUAAACUCAUUUGGCUGCUGUCAAACAGGAGAAGCAGUAGCUCUCCUGUGACACAUUCAUGAGUUGCAGUGCUUUUCUGUUUUUCAUGGAGAGUGACCCUUGCAGCCAUGAGAAGAAACUUAAUGUAUGCUGCCUGUAUACUAAGUCUCAUCCUUUAUGUCCCUGUCCAAAGCUAUUAACCAUGGAUGAGGAUGGAGACAUAGACUGACUAGUAAAUUGAAAUUUACAGCCUUUGACUUAACUUUCACUAUAUUGAUGCAUUGUAAUACAAUGCCUGUAUUACUUUCACUACUAUACUCAUUCUAUAAUCAGACUUCCAAGCCCAUUUACCUUCUGUUGUGAAAAGCCCUUGAGGUGCGUAAACAUCUCCACUUGUCCCCCCUUAUUCUGCAGAGAGCAGUCUACCUUUUCUUGGACAAAACUAUGUCCUCUCAUUUGGAAGUGCAGGUUUUCAUCCCAGCUACUUCAUAAAAAGUAGCACGUUACUCCUGUGCAUGUUGGAGAUCACAGUCACUUCAGGCCAAGAAGGCUACACUCUCUGCAUAUACUAACAAUGGCGCCAUCACAUUCACCAAACUAGAUAUUCUGCAAUUCCUGGCUUGCCUUAAUGUGAUUUGUUUGAAAAUUAUGAAUAGGAGGAUAGAUUAAACACAUUCUUGAUGAUGUCCUACAAAAGCAUUGAAAGAAUCCUGUCUAAUGCCAGGAACUCAGACUCAGUUGUGCUUCACUUAUACUGGGAUGCAGAAUGCCACACAACAAUGGCCAUGCAUCCCCAAAGACAGUAUCUCAUAUGGCUUCUUGUACAUAAUUGCAUGCAAACAAUACUGUGAAACUUCUAUUCCACAGCCAGAGUAGAAUCUGUAUUGCUUCUGAAUCACAAGCAUGAUUUUCAGGCAAAGUCUCUUCCUGUCCUCUUUUUGAAGAUGGGACCAUCAGUACAUUUUAUGAAAAAAACAAGUGGUACUGUUCCCACCUUCAGUUCAUAAUUAAAAAAAACUGAUUGACCUUAACACCCAAUCAUUCAAAAGCAUCUUAAGCAUUUCCAUCCAAAUCUCAUCAACUCCCACAACCUAGCCACAGUGGAACUUUUUAAUUGAUGCAGUGGCCUCAUCUGCAGAAAUGGACCUAUUCCCACCGUUAUUUCUGGCAUUGCCUACUACAUGGAGGGCAUAUUCUUUAGGUUAAGUAGCUCUUUAAAAUGUUCUUUUCAACUUUUAACAGUGUGUCCGGUUGAGGUCAGUAUUUCUCAAUGUUUAUCUUUCUGUAGAUGAUCAAUGAUCAUAAAGGACAAGUUACACUGAAGAAAUAAAGCAAGCCUACUGGACUGAUACCAAAUAAAAAAUAGCAAAUUGGUAACUCAAUGUGUGUUUUGCAAUCAUGACAAGUAGUGCUUUGGCGAGGGUUAAUUGUUAAAGCACAUGAAACAACCUAAAUAGGCACAGUUAAUCAAAUGACAUUUUACAAGUACCAUUACAAGCAUUUGAUUACAAAGAUGAAUGGGUUUACACUUUUACAAGGGAAUUAAAUAAAAGUACAAAACUUCUCAUUCAAACCAGCGGUGGCAUGCAUGCCUAAACUGAGUGCCCAUUUGAACCAGUGGAUGAAGAGAGGCCCUUGGGGUGCCUAAUGGUCAGUUGCAAGGAGGAGAAAAAAAACUUUACAGUAUCCUUCACCAAUGGUGUCUACUUGUGGGAACUGUAAUAGGAGCUCCAAAAUAAAACAAAAACAGGCACUGUAAAUAAUAACAUAAAGCAAAUCAAUCUAAAUGUUGUAAAUGAAAAUACAUUGUUCUACUGCCAAUGAAAAAUCCAUCUUUAUUUUACCUGCUUAUCAGGUAGACAUAUUCUGGUUGCUUUUUAAAAUAAACUAGUUUUCCCACUCUAGAAAGACUUUUGUUAGUUUAUUAUGGAAACAACAUUCUGGUAGAAGACAAGAGCAGAAUAUGAAGUAACAUACCAUGCAGCAAACAGUCCACAUGUUUUGUGGAGAACAGCAAAGGAUAAAAAUGAGUAGAUUCAAGAAAGUAAACCAGCAGAUUGAUUAAGGAGAGCAAAGGCAUGUUCAGAUACAUUUCUGAAAUCUACACAAAUGUACAUCUGAAUUACAUAGAGGUGUUUUCAUAUGAAAUCUGUAACCUUACACCGCCCAUGCAGAACAGUAAAAGUAGCCUGAUAAGUUUAAAGGGGAAUUUCACCCUCCUUGCUCCCCAAAUCUAAGCUUUCUAUUUUACCAUUGUCUGUAAAUGCCUCAGAACUAGAGGGUCUGUGGGAACUAUAAUGUAUUUAGUAAAUAUUAGUGAUCAUAAUUCUUGCAAAUGCUGCACAUUGUCAUAGUUUGCAGUGGUUAUCUUCCUCUAAAUUCUGUUGCAAUGCAUUUAUGCUAAACUAGGAUUUAUCUUACCUCCCAUAAAUUGUAUUUUUGAAGAUAUUAUUUUGUAUGUUGCCCUUUGCCAGAUCACACUUACUACACAUUUGGUCAGUUGUGGAGUUAAUAGUAUGCAAUAAAAGAGUCAUGCAGAUGCACCAGCAACAAUAAACUGUGAUAUACAUUUUCUGACAAAAAUGUAGCAAGUUUGGGCUGGUGAACUCAUUUUAUCAACUCACACAUAAAUUAAAACGUCUGAAGAAUGACUGUAUAAAUUGAUAUCAUUUCAAUAGGUGUGAUGCCUGUAACUUUUUUUGUUACACUAAGUGGUAUCUAUGUUUCUGUUUAAAGCUAAAGUACCCUUACCAUUGUAUAUUUAGAAUGCAAUUUAUAUAUACUUAUUUCCCUUAGAACAACAUCUAAUACACAUCUACAUGUUCGUAUGGUUUAUUUUUUACAUUAGCACAGAAUUAUUAGGACUAUAAACUGUUCUUGUUUUAAAAAAUAAGAUGCAAAUAUAUUUUGAUGGAGCUCAUUGGUUCAUAACUUUAGGAAUAAAAUAGUUUGAUUUAA